Glycine soja is the source of this 963-nucleotide messenger RNA. Its product is annotated as high mobility group B protein 1-like. The record is from RefSeq and is a predicted model, not a curated record. The transcript is spliced from 8 exons. Lineage: Eukaryota; Viridiplantae; Streptophyta; Magnoliopsida; Fabales; Fabaceae. The coding region runs from base 186 to 686 and encodes 166 amino acids.
UCCAAAAGUUAACCGGUAGAUCCGGUUGCUUUGAUCCGUUUUGCUCUCUAUUGGGCCGUACCCUCUUCUUUAGUUUCCAACAGCCUUUCUCUCUCUGCUUUUGCUAGUGGUACUGUCUUAGCUUUGAUUCUCUGUUCUCUGUUUUGUUCUGUUUCGCGUAUUGUCUUCAUACAGGAACUUGAACAAUGAAGAAUGCAAAGGGCAAGGGAGCAGCAAGGGCCUCAAAAGAAUCACUGAAGCCCGUUGAUGACCGAAAGGUUGGAAAGCGGAAGGCUUCCGGUAAGCCUGGGAGAAGUAGUGCACCAAAGAAGGAGAAGAAGGCCAAGAAAGACCCCAACAAGCCUAAAAGACCACCCAGUGCUUUCUUUGUGUUCCUUGAGGAGUUCAGGAAGACCUUUAAGGCUGAGAAUCCUAAUGUGAAGGCUGUAUCAGUUGUUGGGAAAGCUGGAGGAGAGAAAUGGAAAUCCUUGUCCAGUGCUGAGAAAGCUCCAUAUGAAGCCAAGGCUGCGAAAAGGAAAGCUGAGUAUGAAAAACUUAUCAAAGCUUAUGAUAAAAAGCAGGCAAGCUCCGCAGAUGAUGAAGAAUCAGACAAGUCCAAAUCUGAAGUGAAUGAUGAAGAUGAUGCCAGUGGAGAGGAGGAGGAAGAGGAUGAUGAGGAGGAAGAGGACGAUGAAGAUGAUGACUGAGAUUGAUGUCCAAAACCUUGGUUAUGAUGUUUUGUUUGUGAAGGAGGCUAUUAUAUAUUCUGAUUGUGCAUACUAGGCUACUUUUUUAUAUUUGUGCUGGUAGAAAAGAAUUUCUUCUUUUGUUGGCAUGAUAUACUCUACCAACUACUUGAGCUUCCCUCACUUAGCUAUCGUACCUGAAUCACUCUUUGUGCAUUGUAGCCUUACAUGGGUUGCUUUAAGUAAUAUAAUUUCUUUCUGAUCAAUGCAUUGUUAUAAUUAUAGUUAUUAGUAUAAA